Molecule: messenger RNA, 615 nt
Organism: Adineta steineri
Lineage: Eukaryota; Metazoa; Rotifera; Eurotatoria; Adinetida; Adinetidae
Source: the annotation of a GenBank genome assembly
AUGCCUGCGUUCCAUUUUCAUUAUUAUUAUGGAGUUAUUACAGAUCCAAUUAAUAAUCAUAAACAACAUCUGACUGAUUCUCAUAGAAUAGAAGUGAUUAACAAUUAUCGUCAAUGGGAGAAAACAACAUUAGAUGAAAAACACAAUCCAUUCUAUAAAACUAUUUCGACUACUGUUAAACCUCGAGUUAAACAACAAUCAGACAAAUUAUUAAUUGGUUUAAAACCAAUUACAUUACGAGAAAUGAACUCAAGAAAAGAUCAUGUUUAUACUGGACGUGUACUUUCUGUAACGAUUAUUGAAGAAACAUUAUCAUGGAUACCAUCAAUUCAUCUGGUCAUCGAAGAUGCAAACUUUGAUUGUGAGCGAAUGCUCAUUUAUGGAAUUCUGGAAGAAGAGGGAGCAAAUGAUAUGAAACCAUCGAUUCGUGUUGAUGAUAUUUCUUCAAUUGUAAUGCAAAGUAAAUCUGAAUGGAUAUUAAAUAUGUGUCGAUAUUGCUGCGAAGCAGGUGCAUCGAAGUCUUGUGGUAAAUGGAGGCAAGCUGAUUAUUGUUCAAAAAAAUGUCAAACCAAGGAUUGGAAAUUAUAUAAUCAUAAACUUAUUUGUAAAAGUUAA